GAAUACUAAAUAAAAGGCUCCAUUCUUACUCUUUCUCUCUCCUCCUUUUUUUACCACCUUCCACAUGCUCUAUAAAAGCGUGUACUUGCACUAAAUGCUCUAAAAAGAGCAUGAAGCGUUUUCUCCUCUCUUAUGAUCUUUUCCACUUUUCUUAAACCUCAAUCUCUUUACGUUUCUUCAAUGUGAAUGUAAAAACAUGUAUAAUGAAACACAAACAAACAUAAACAAAUAAAUCUAGCAUCAAAGUGUGUGAUCCAUGCCACUUCAGUGGUGGGAUUUGCAGAAAACCUGCAAAAAUGAAGAAUUUGAGAGCUUUUUUCUUUGUUUUGGCUUCUUUCAGCUGCUGUUCUUGUGUUUCAGCUACCUUUUCUCGCCGACAACCUCUCUACCCUCUCAACUUCAUAUUAGGUAAUGAGAAUUUGGGGCCAUUAAAUAAUGGAGUCCUAGGUGAAGCUCAAGCACCAGGCCCUGCAUUCAAUGAGCCCAAGGUCCCUCUGAUCUUGGCCGGAAACCGAACAAAGAGGCCAGAUAUUCUUCGAAAAUUUAGGAUUUAUCAGAGUGGAUGGGACAUCUCAAAUAAGCAUUACUGGGCUUCUGUUGCUUUUACUGGUGUUGCUGGUUUCAUCAUCACACUCGUAUGGUUAAUCUCCUUUGGUUUAACACUGCUUGUUCACCAUUGUUUUGGAUGGAGGAUAUGCUUCAAAGGAAAAGGAUCACCGCACUCUGAAAAGAUCCGUCUUGGGCUGCUAGUACUUUUCUCAUGUGCCUCCAUGGUGGGUUGUAUACUUUUAUCUGUUGGCCAACUUCAACUUCAUAGCGAAGUCUUGCAUACAUUGAAAUAUGUUGUAAACCAGUCGGACUACACAGCUCAAAUGCUAAGAAAUGUGUCUGACUACUUAUCUCUGGCGAAGUCUGUUAAUGUACCACAAUUCAAGCUACCACAGAGUGCCAUGCAGGAGAUGGAUGAGCUGCAUAUGCGGUUGAGUUCUGGCGCUGACACAUUAACUGAGAAAACCAAUCAAAAUUCUGUCAAAGUUAGAAGAGUCUUUAAUACUGUAAGAUCAGCGUUAAUUACUGUCGCUUCGGUGAUGCUUGUUUUAGUUCUAUUGGGUCUUGUACUUUCUCUCCUCAGGUGCCAAAAUGUGAUUCACAUAUUCGUUUUCAGUGGAUGGGUACUUGUAGCGAUUACAUUGACCCUCUGUGGAACUUUUAUGAUCUUUAAUUCUGCUAUAUCAGACUCAUGCGUGGCAAUGCAAGAGUGGGUAGAUAAUCCACGAGCUGAAACAGCUCUUAGCAACAUUCUUCCAUGCGAUGAUGAGCUAGCAACCAACCACACUCUGUUUGAAAGUAGAAAAGUUGUUAGCAUUCUCGUAAACACUGUCAAUACUUUUAUAUACACUGCAGCAAACACAGAUCGGCCACCUUCUGAUCAAUUCUAUUACAAUCAAUCUGGACCUGUGAUGCCCCCCCUUUGCUAUCCUUUUGAUGAUAAAAUGCAAGAUCGUGAGUGUUUACCUCACGAGGUGUCUAUGACAAAUGCUUCCAUGGUAUGGGCGAAAUACAUAUGCACAACAUCCUUGGAUAAUAAAAAUUGCACAAGUGCUGGCAGGUUGACUCCAGAAGUAUAUAGUCAGUUUGUGCUGGCAGUAAAUGCAAGUUACGCAGUGCUGCAUUACACCCCUGCCAUGCUCGACCUUCAGAACUGCAAUUUCUUACGGGACACAUUUAUGACGAUUACGUCAAGGUAUUGCCCUUCUUUGGAGCAUCACCUCCUGAUUGUGAAUGUAGGUUUGGGCUUUAUAUCUGCUGGUAUCAUGCUCUGCCUCAUUCUUUGGUUAGUCUAUGCAAACCGCCCCCAAAGGGAGGAAGUGUUUGUAAAAACCUCAUCAAUAAAGAGCAGUCGCAACAGGUUGGAUGAUCUCCGUGAAAACAGGGAUGGUCAUGUUAGUAUUGUAUCUUUAGUUGUAACAUCUCCAGCUAGAGUUGCUCCAGAUAUAGAAAAUUAAUUAUGACAUCGUUUUUUGGUCAUCUUUUUUUUUGCGCACUCCUACCUACUUAGUGCCAGUGGAACCAAGGUGGUGUCAACUGCCAAGCACCAUCUUGAGUUUGUGGUCUGUAGGAAAUAUGUGCUAUGUACCACAUUGUAUAGUAUAUUGUUUAAAACAGUUAAUUCUUGAGCUAUGAUCAUUGCCUUCAACA
This is a messenger RNA of Beta vulgaris subsp. vulgaris (sugar beet), 2199 nucleotides long. RefSeq lists its product as hypothetical. The record is from RefSeq and is a predicted model, not a curated record. Bases 297 to 2006 code for a protein of 569 amino acids. Gene Ontology annotation, cellular component: membrane. The transcript has 9 exons. Lineage: Eukaryota; Viridiplantae; Streptophyta; Magnoliopsida; Caryophyllales; Amaranthaceae.